GAACAAUAUGGACUAAGAUUAAGGAGACAUGUGAAUGUUGAAUGUGGGGUGCAUUGCCAUGCUGGCCGUCACGUGCACCAUCAUCAAACCUUGGAACUUUCAAGCGAAGUGACGACGGAGCUGCAGCAAAGGCACUCUCAUCACGAGCCUCUGGACCCGACGAAGCCGCCAUCAGCCACAGUCACUUCGCCGAUCCUGCAUCUGCACAGUGCAACACCUCUGCUACGCCGUAGGACGACAUUUGGCCCAUACAGCAUUCCGCCGUGUUGUUUGGCUGCUCAACACCAACCCGGACCCUUUGAGUAAGGAGCAAAGAAACCACACAUACACACCAGCGCGAUGGCGUCGCUGGGCGAGGAGCUCCUCAACAUUGUCAACAGGCUGCAGGAUUUGGUCUUCAACACAAUUGGAAAUGAUUCCCUAGAUUUACCCCAGAUUGUCGUUGUGGGAUCACAAUCUUCCGGAAAGUCAUCAGUGCUCGAGAACAUCGUCGGCAAGGACUUCCUUCCCCGUGGCAGUGGUAUCGUCACACGCCGGCCGCUCAUCCUCCAACUCAUCAACCUCCCAAGCGAACGCGACGAAGACGACGAUGACGAAGUCCACGUACCCCACACACCCGCAAGUGUAGCUGGCCAGCAAGAAUGGGGAGAGUUUCUCCACAUUCCCGGCCAGAGGUUCUACGACUUCGCCGAUGUCAAGCGCGAGAUCGAGAACGAAACCUCGAGGAUAGCAGGAAACAACAAGGGCAUCAACAGGCAACCAAUCAACCUGAAGAUCUACUCCCCGCACGUCCUCAGCUUGACGCUCGUUGAUCUGCCCGGUUUGACAAAGGUGCCCAUUGGCGACCAGCCCUCCGACAUCGAGAAGCAGACACGGAAUCUCAUCACCGAGUACAUUGCAAAGCCAAACAGUGUCAUCCUCGCUGUCUCCCCCGCCAACGUCGAUCUCGUAAACUCCGAGGCUCUGAAGCUGGCCCGCCAUGUCGACCCCAUGGGCAAGAGGACUAUCGGUGUCCUUACAAAGCUGGAUCUCAUGGAUCACGGUACCAACGCCAUGGAUAUUCUCUCUGGUCGUGUAUACCCCCUCAAGCUCGGUUUCAUUGGUAUCGUCAAUCGGUCACAACAAGACAUCCAGGGCAACAAGUCUCUCUCUGACGCCCUGCAAGCCGAGCGGGACUUUUUCCGACACCACCCUGCGUACCGGAACAUGGCAAAUCGAUGUGGUACCCAGCUGCUCGCUAAGAGCCUCAACCAGACCCUGAUGGCCCACAUUCGUGACAGGUUACCAGACAUCAAGGCACGCCUCAACACACUUAUGGGUCAGACACAACAAGAGCUUGCAAGCUAUGGCGAUGUAGCCUUUACUGGUAAGGAACAUCGAGGCUCGCUCAUUUUGCAACUUAUGACGCGCUUUGCCUCGUCUUUCAUCUCGUCUAUCGAUGGUACUUCUACCGAAAUCUCCACCAAGGAGCUGUGUGGUGGUGCCCGCAUCUACUACAUCUUCAACUCUGUCUUUGGUAACUCGCUUGAGCAAGUGGACCCCACCCAAAACCUCUCUGUACUCGACAUUCGGACGGCCAUCCGCAACUCGACUGGUCCAAGGCCUAGUCUGUUCGUGCCUGAGCUUGCUUUCGACCUCCUUGUGAAGCCUCAGAUUAAGCUUUUGGAGAUACCCAGUCAACGCUGUGUGGAGCUCGUAUACGAGGAACUCAUCAAGAUCUGCCACACCUGCGGCUCUACUGAAUUGACAAGAUACCCCAGGCUGCAAGGCAAGCUCAUUGAAGUUGUCUCGGACCUUCUGCGAGAGCAGCUUGGCCCUUGCUCGGGUUACGUCGCCUCUCUCAUUGACAUUCAAAGGGCAUACAUCAACACAAACCACCCCAACUUCCUUGGAGCUGCUGCGGCCAUGUCAUCCGUUAUCAAUGACAAGGAGCAGCGGGAAAAGAAGAUCGCGAUGGAGGCCGAGAAGAAGAGGCGAGAACAGAGGAGAAUAAAAGAGCUCCAGAAUGGUCAGAACGGGGAAGGAUCUGAGGAGGGUGAAGGAGGUGAGGGAGCCACCUUGAAGGCUCUUCCUCUUCGGAAACACCAGUCACAAACUAGCCGCAGCAUGUCGCCUGCUGUCGGACGGAUGAUGAAUGGCUCUCAGAGCACUACAGCAGCGCUCAACAACCGCAACCGGUCACCACCAGGUACCGCACGCGACAGCUUCCUGAACUACUUCUUCAGCAAAGACAGCAAUAACGCAUACGCCAACCCACAACAGGCAGCACAAGCAGCGCUCGAUAACCGGCCAGGCAGCCGACACGUGAGCCAAAAUAGCGAGCCAAGCUUCGCGCAGAGCAUCCGAAGAGGAGACAACAAGCAGCCUGCCCAUGUGUUGGCAAUGAUGCCACCAGACACGGACGACUAUGAUGCGCCAUUGAGCGCCGCCAUGAGCGGUCCUCCCCGAAGUCCAAGCGUGGGACCAGAAAACUUUGAAGGCGGCUUCCCAUCAAACCCCGAGCAAGCCCCUGCCCUUACGGAACGCGAAGCCCUCGAGACUGAGCUCAUCCGCCGACUCAUCUCGUCAUACUUCAACAUUGUCCGGGAGACAGUCGCUGAUCAGGUGCCCAAGGCCAUUAUGCAUCUUCUCGUCAACCACUCAAAAGACGUUGUACAGAACAGGCUCGUCUCAACGCUGUACAAGGAGGAUCUGUUCCAGGAGCUCCUGUACGAAGACGACACCAUCAAGGCCGAGCGCGAGAAGUGCGAGAAGCUGCUCAAGACAUACAAGGAGGCAGCCAAGAUUGUCGGCGAGGUUUUGUAAGAGAUAGGUGUUUGGAUAAUGAAACGAAUCAUCACGGGUUCCUUGUAGGUUUUGAAAAUGUGCGAUUAUACAGCCUUUGCCCCGCAUCCGAUUAGUAUUACCGGGUCGUGUUGACAGUCGGGCUGGGGGCAAAGGUUGAUAAAGCGUAUGGAGGCGGCUACCUCAUGUUAAUAUUGUCCUUGGCCGCUUCUCAGCGCUUUUCAUUUCUACUCUUCUGUUGCCCUUCUUGAUUUCCAAGGGUUGCAGGGCGUUUUUCGAGGCUCCGCUUUUCAUCGUUUCUGCGCGUUCUGAUGGUCUGUGUAGCAUAGUGCCUGCCCAUGGCGGGUCGGGGGUGGAGAUGAUACAUGUAUAGAAUAUACGAUUGGCAACAAAUCUUGUCUUCUUGGAUAAGCAC
Molecule: messenger RNA, 3199 nt
Organism: Alternaria alternata
Lineage: Eukaryota; Fungi; Ascomycota; Dothideomycetes; Pleosporales; Pleosporaceae
Exons: 4
Coding region: 340-2805 (821 amino acids)
Biological process (GO): peroxisome fission; mitochondrial fission
Cellular component (GO): membrane; mitochondrion; peroxisome
Molecular function (GO): GTPase activity; microtubule binding; GTP binding
Source: RefSeq, a predicted model, not a curated record